ACUAUCUGCGAAACAAAAAACAGUAAUACGAUUAUCGCACACAGCAGCGUGGUGUCUUAUCGGCUGAAAAAAGUAAAUACGUAAUUCGAAAAUCGAUUCAAAUUACGAAAAACCGCCAACAUUUUUAAAAAUUCACGAGAGUUGUCUAAUAUUGUGGAAGUCUAUACGAAAUUUUCGAAAUGAGUGAUUUUUUUUCUCAUUCAUAAAUUGUGAAUUUUCAGGCAAAAUUGAAAAUUUUCCAGAAAUUUUGCGCCCUCGCUUCGCUUGGGCAACAAGAUGUUCUCUUCUGUUUUUCAGAUUUAAUUUUCAAUGAUCAAAAGUCGAAAAAAGAACACAAAAAACGAGAAAAGGUGUAAAUUUGUGAUUUUGAAUUUCAGUUCCUCUACCUAUACCAACUCCAAAAAAUCAAUUUUUGUGACCGAUAUUUGUUUCUAUGUUGAUAUUUUUUCGGGGGGGGGGGGAAGAGGACGAAUCAAAUUUAUACUAUUUUAAAUGAUUAUGUACGAAAAAAUUACUCGUGCUAAAAAAGUACGCAAUUUUAGUUUUUUUUUUUUGUAAUUUGAUAGACACUACGACCGUUCAUUUUGUGUGCUGAUCGCUCCUUUUUCACUGAAACUUUGAAUAGUCGAGAUUUUUCCUCGACAAAAAUUUCUGUUCCUCGAAAACUUUGAUCCGAGGUGCAAUUUGAACGUUAUUUUUGUGCUUCAGUGACCUCGAAUCAGUCGGAAAACUUCAUUUAAAAACAGCAAUUUUAAUAAACAAAUUUUUUGGCUCAAUUUUCAGUCUCGAAAAGAGUUGAUUAUAAUCGAAGGUAGCGCUGUGGUGGAAAUCUUUAGCCGAAAUUCCCUCUCGAUUCUCGAUCGAAAAUGUUCCUCUGAAGAAAAAUGCAACAAUAUUAGCUAACGAUACUAAAGAUGAGAAGAUGUGUAAGAAUACAGUAGAAAGAAUUUUUCGUCGUCUUACGAUAGUGUAUUAUUUUUCUACGAGUCUGUCUAUCUGCAAUGGUUAUUUUUCGCUCCUCUCAGUUACUACGAAUUUGAUGAUUUUUACACAGAUGGAAAUUUCGGGUGGCGUGAUGCUAGCACGUCGCAGAUCGUUGAUUAUAGUUAACUAGCUACCAGCUAGUAGGUACUUUAUUUAUUACUUAUGCAACAUCUACUACUUUACCUUGUUCUACGUCUACUUCCAGUAAACGAUAGGUGAAAUUUUUGUCCGGAUUUGAUGGUUUUCCAUCCGCGUAGGUGGCACUUUCCAUUACGAACGCUAUUGUGUAAGCCAUCGGCAACUAAAUGUCAAACAGAAGUCAAAAAUACGACUCGCGUUACAAAGUUUCUUGAAUAGCAUUUUGUAAAAUGACAGAAAACGAAAAACUUGGGUGGGCAGUAUUACGUCACAUUUUUAAUGUAUAGUGGACAGCGAGCAAUUUGAUUUUUUAUACGUUUUUAUGGACAAAUGUUUUCGCUGGAAGAAAAAUUAUGUGUUUAGCUAGACCUACGUCAAUUUUUUUGAAUGUCAAUCGAACUCUGGGUCUCUGCCUUGAAGAAAAAAUUAUUGUAGCCCUUCCUGCGAGUGCUUGAAAGUCAAAAUACGUGACCCUGAAAAUUAGACUUGAAAAAUGUGAUGUGGUUUUGGGAAUUUAUCGUGAAAUUCACUUUUUUCAGAAAAGUUGCAUUAUUAUUGGCUCUUUAAUUGAAUUGAAAAAUUCGUGAAAAACAAUGAAAAACAAUGAAAAAAAAUGAAAGAAUAGAUUGCAUUUUUUUAAAAUGAGAGAACAAACGAGUGAAUUGUGGUUUAAAAUGAUCAAUUUUUCUAUACUUGCAGAUACUUUUAUUCCUGUUUACUUAUAUCGUAUGAGAACACAUCUUUAAUUUUGUCCCUAAAAGCACUACUUUCAAUUUCUUUAGAACUAUCAGUAUGUAAUUAUGUAUUAUGUAUUAUCAAUAACAGUACGAUUAUUGCUCUCGUAAGCAAGUCAAUUUUCGAUGAUUCUGUGAGCUGUAAUUCUGUAGCCAUUUCCAUUCGACUCGAGAUACCCGUUGUUUACGUCAGUCGUGGCUCGGUUGACUUUGAGUAGCGAAAAAUGCCCCAAGUAAGUGAAUAAAAGUACAAUAGAGAUAUACUCACCAGUAGUCUCAUAAUACGUUGGUAGGAAUACGGUGGUCAAUCAUCGAACCGGGGCACCGGGGCAUAUGGCACGAUAAUUGAACGUGUGUGUAUGCGAUAAUUAUCCGACUGGCUGUACCAGUCAGUGGCUGUAGCGCGCACCAAAACAGAUCAAAAAAAGAGAGCGAAAAAACAACAAAACGAGGGGCGAAAUUGCGGAAACUGAUUUUGAACCAAGGAAAACUCGAACAUUAGAAGAAAGGCGAUAGGUACUUCAAGUCGGCAGUCGCACUUUACACAAGUACGGCGAGUACGGCCGUUUGAAAAAUCGGCAGUCGAUGCUCGAUACCCAUUUCAUUGCGAAUGAAUUAAGACAAGUAGAUAGGUAGAGGUAUUUGAAGUGACGAAAGAAAGCAUAAUCACCGCGCAUCAAUUAUAUAAUUACCACCGAUUGUUAAUUCGAACAUCUCGUUACGCCGGCGUAACAUUUUAAUUUCUCUAAGUACUUUUUUUUCAUCAUCAUCAUCAUCGUCAUCGAGUAUUUAUUUUAGGUGCUUAUUCGCUCGUUGCGUCGCCGUGGUUUGUUUGCAUUUUGCAUUUACUGGCAGCGCGUGGCGUUGGUGACGUUCAUCUUCACCGCUCAUUGAUUGUUUACUCUUGAGUAACACUGGAUACGAGUACUUACGAUAGGUAUUGCUAUUAGCUACUUACUACUUACGAGGGAUCCCCCCUUCCUCCGCACACAUGAUAGUCUGCGAAUGGAAUGAAAUUUGGAUAAUUGGACAGAGGACAUAGAAAAGCAAUCCCUCUUCAAAGUAGGUUCAGUACUUUGAUUAGAGAAAAACAAAUCGCACCGGUAAUAACAUUGGACCAAAAACAAAAACAGAAAUUGAUUCAAAUUGAAAAUUGUUAAUGAUAAUUGGUGAAUUAAUCUGUUUAAGUGAACCUGAUUUUGUUGAAUGUGCGAAAUGGUGAAUGUACGAAAAUUACCGAAUUGUCGAUCAAAAUUUGUCUGAAAUUUUCUCUUUAAUUCUUUGAUUUUCAAAAUCCCCAGUUUUUUCCCGCUUGUAUACCUACGUUUCGAGUAUUGGAUAUGAAAAAUAAGUUGUAAGUAAUGUUGUAUGUACUAUGUACUUGACUACCUAGCGCUGGAUCUAUAAUACCAUUUGUACGUUUCGAUUUCAACGACGAGGUAUCGAUGAUUAUGACGCUGUUGAUGCACUCGCGAUUGGAGUUGACCGCAAAUUAAACGCAACUUUCUUUUCUCGAUUGACGUAUUGUAGCGGUGCACUGCGACACACUACGUUUGACUAGCAAAAUGAUGAGAAUGGCAACGAACUUGGUAGAGAAGUUUUUUCAUAUUAGCUCCCUCAAUCACAGCAAUAUAAUCAGCCAGCAAAUUGAUUUUUGGAUUUUUAACAUUCCUCAGCAUAAAACUUCACUGAAAGUUUAAACCGUAAUCGACCACAACAAGCACUAAAUCAAAAUAAUUUUUUACAAUUCCAUUCAAUUUUUCAUCAAUUUGAUUCUAGUCCAGUAACUUUAGCAAAAAAAUAGGGGCUAUAGUGAAUCUCUAGGCGGCAAGCUGAUUUUUGGUAUACUGGUCCAUUUUGAUGUCCUGAAAACGAAUCCGAGGAGUCCCCAACUUUUUUCCACGGCCUUUGGCUGAUCGAGCAUUUUUAGCCAACAAAGCAAGCUAGAGUACUUGAAAAAAUAUUGGAACUUCUACCAAAAAAUGCUCGAUUAGCCAAAGGCCGUGGAAAAACUGAAUAAAAUCACUUUUCCGAUAGGAAAUUUAGCGAGGAAACCGAAUUUCGGGUUGUAAAGGCCAAAUUCGGCGCGCAUAGGCUCGCAAAAGCCGUUUGAAAUUUUCAAAUUUUUGAAACUAGUAUCGACAAUUGACACUUGGUAUCAGAUACCGAGUUUCAUAUACCUAACGAUACGAGUAUCAGAAUCGCCAAAAUUUUAAACUGUUCAUUAGGCAAUACGAUCUCAGUAAAUAAAACAACAAAAAAAUGAACGCAACAAAAUGACGUUUAAUAAUUUUAUUAACAAAAAUAUAUUCACAAAAAAAACCAAAAAACAAUUAUCGAGAAAAACCAACAAAAAAAACCGGUGUUAUUCGUUAGAAACUUUAAUUAUAUACAGUUUGAAAAAAAAGGAACUAAAAAUUGAACAAAAAAAAAACAAUACAGGGAACGGAAACCCAGUCCAAGUAUUAAAAAUUAAAAAUUACCUUCAAACUCAGUUUGAAAAAAAAAAAAAUAAAUAAAAAUUGAGCAAAAAAAAUAUAGGGAACGGAAACCCAGUCCAAGUAUUAAAAACAGGGUGUCCACAGGUCUGGAAAACCUGGAAAACCUGGAAAAGUCAGGGAAUUUGGUCGGUCUGGAAAAGUCAGGGAAUUUCGUAAUUUUCACGCAAAAUCCCUGGAAUUUCGAAAAAACGAUCAAUUGAAAAUUCUGAAUAAGGACCUGUGAUGAAAGAAAAACACUGUUUUUCACUUCUCGAAACGCAAAUUUUCAAAAGCUUUUGCCCUCGCUUCGCUCGGGCUUCUUUUCUUUUUCAAAGGCAACAUGAAAAUCUCUAGAUUAUAAAAAUCAAGUUUUUAUGCCAAAAAAUGAACUCCUCACGAAAAAAACAUCGUUCUUAAGCAUCUCGAAAUACAUACAAAUUUACAAGAGCUUUCGCCCUCGCUUGGGCCUGUUCUGUUUUAUUUUUCAAAAUCAACUUCCUUCAAAAAAAAAAAAAAACAUAAUUCAAAUAUUCUAAAAUUUUAAAAGCCAAAAAAAAAGCUACUCCGUCCUCACUAAAAAAACCAAACAUAAUUCAAAUAUUCUGAAAUUUUAAAAGCCAAAAAAAAGCUACUCGUCCUCACAUAAAAAAACCUCGUUUUUAUGACUCUCGAAACUCAAAUUCUCAGAAGCUUCCGCCCUCGCUUCGCUCGAGCCUGUUCUCGUUUCUUUUUCAAGAGUAAACUUCCUUCAAAAAAACAUCCAUUCCAAUAUUAAAAUUUAAAAAACCAAAAAAUAAACACUCCUCGCAUUCAAAAAAAAAAACUCGUUUUCAGGCAUCUUGAAAUGAAAAUUUUCAAAAGAUCUCGCCCUCGCUUCGCUCGGGCCAAUUUGUCUCUCAUUUUAAGAUGAACAAAUUUCACAUUUUGAGGCCUUCAAAAAUCAAAAAAAGAAAAGAAAAAUUUUCAGAAGUUAUAUGAAUACAUAGGUAUUUUAUCAAUUGGCCAAACUUGAUGUAUGUUUUAUUUAUUUUUAAUUAGAAAAGUUAAUAAUCAAAGUUGAGCUGUUUUUUAUAUCCGAAGAAGUAUCCAGUUCGAAGAGAAGCUUAUGAAAAAAAAUUACCCCCCCCCCCAAAUUUUUUUUUUAAUUAAAGUGCGGGAUGAGCAUAGGAAAUUGAGAAAAAUAGUCUGGAAAAAUGGAAAAAUUGGUCUGGAAAACCUGGAAAAGUCAGGGAAAAUCAUUUCCAGAAAUGAGUGGACACCCUGAAAAAUUCAAAAUUACCUGCAAACUCAGUUUGAAAAAAAAUAGGAACUAAGAAUCUCGUAUGUUUUCUUUUCGAUGAACCUCCCGACUCGGUACUCGUUGUCUUACGUUUGCUACAUUGAGGCUUCGAAGCUGUUGUGUUUUCCGCCAAAAGUUGAAUAUCAAAAUGCAUUGGUGCAUCCUUGUUCGCUUUUUUUUGCAUAUGGGUGUCCAGGGAACGUCGAGUGGGGGCGAUAAAAUUACAUCUUUUUUUUGGACAGGCAUAAUGCAUCACUGUAAACAUGUAAAAAAUUAGUUAAAUUAGCACGUACAAGUAUAACAAAAUCUACAUAAAUAAGUUAUGUGCAUACCUAAUCCGUAUUCGUCGUUGUAGAAGAAAAUUUGUGUCUUCGAAUUAAAUUUAUUAUUUUUCACCGGAUGAAAUUUAAAAUUCAAUAUUUCGGGUUUGGGCGCCUUCUCAUUCACAUUCCAUAACGCGUAGCCCUUUUUGGGGAACGUUACAUUGAAUGUUUUACCUCCAACUCUGAAAAAUGAUAAAAAUGUUCCAGUUUAAGAUACUCAGUUUAAUAAAGUGAUACGAGUAUCACACAAUGAAACCGAGUUUCAAAAAUUUUAAUACUCGAAUUUUUAAAUACUAAGAUGAAACUUACGUCAAUUCCAUCGCCCGUGUCGGAUGUUCGUUUGCAAAUGUUUUAUAUGCGAAAAAUAGUAUCUAGAAUAAUUCUCCUUAUGUACUUCCUCAUAAUUUUCAUUUUUCAUCAAUUUUCUCUUCAUUAUUUUUUUCAUGUUAUAAUGACUUGAAAUUUAUUCAACUUGAAAAUUUAAUUAGUACAUACUCGUAUUUAAUUAUUAAAUAUUAUUUUAAAUUGCUCUUCUUUUCUUGUUGGAUUCUCCGAUCCUAUUUUUUGAUUUAUUCUAAGACGUUCAUUAUGCUGCAUUAAUUUUUUAGAAUUAGAUAAUCGUUUCUUUCAUUCAAUCUUUGACUUGUUCGGCGAACUUUUGAAUUUCCCGGAUUAAAAGUCUUUCUCUUUUAUUAAUCAAUUUACGUCUUUCUUGAUGAAUUUUCAAAUUUUUCACUUUUGAGAGACGUUUUUUUUGGGAAAAUUUCAGUCUUUCUCGAUGAGUCAAUAAUUGUUUGCAUAACAAAAACGUUGUUUUUGGGACAAUUCUAGUCUUUCUUGAUGAAUUAAUACAUUUCCCGGUUUAGAAAGACGUUGUUUUUGAGACAGCUUCAGUCUUUCAUGAUGAAUUUCCAAAUUUUCAGGAUUCAAAAGACGUUUAUUUUGACUCAAGCAAUUUCAACCUUUCAAGAAUAAUGUUUCGAUUUUCUGGUUUCGAACGUCAUUUCUUUGUAUACGUACACGAUGAAUUAGCAAACUUUGUAUGUUUGCUAACCGCUUCACAUCAUGAAAACUCAAAUAUUCCAUACCUUGCUCUUAUGGUAGCAGAGUUUAAUAUUUUAACAUAAUGAAAUAUGUAAAACGGUAAUGGAGCAUUUUUAUACAUGGUGUCCGGGAAAUGCUGGUUCAAACUUCAAAUUUGGAUGCAACCGGGUACGACUAAGGAAAAAGGUCAUGUGAAGGUGUGGCCUUUCUUCAAAAUUGAAGGGGAAAAGUACGUUUUUAAAAUCCAAGAGUCAAAAAUCCAAUUUUGAACAUGAGGGAGGGGAAGUCGGUAGUACUUGAAAAAAUUGACGACAUUAUCUAUUAUUUUUUGCCUAACUUGCAAAUUGAAGGGGUCACAAAUGAAUUCUAAUUUCAAAAAAUCGUGAUGAAAAAAAACAGAAUGACAACUACCUUAAAAAAUGAACAAAUUCUGUUAUGAUCAUUUUUUUUUCUUACUCUAUAAAAUUUGAAACGUUUUUGAAGCUUAACAAUUUUUAAUUUGCUGAAAAUUUCUUUAAAUUUACAAUUUUUGGGCUUCAAAAAGUUUUCAAAUUUUAGAGUAAGAAAAUGCUGAUCAUGACAAAAGUUGUUUGUUUUUUGACGUAGUAUUCAUUUCCGCAUUUAUUUUUUUCGUCGCGGUUUUUCGAAAAUAAAUAUCAUUUGUAGCGCCUUCAAUUUCCAAGUUUGGCAAAAAGUCGUAAUAGGCAAUUUUGUUCAUUUUUCAAAGUACUACCCACCCCUAUGGUCAAAAUUGGAUUUUGGCUCUUGGAUUUUGAAAACGUAUUUUACCACUUCAAUUUUCAAGAUUGGCAACUUGCUUACCUUACGUUUUUUUCUGCUCGUACCCGGUUGUACCCUAAUCUGAAGCUGCCAGUUUUAUCAUUGCAUUCCCCUAUUUUUAUAAAGGUAUAAAUUAUUCCGUUUAGAAAUAAAAAUCGAAUCGUCGUCAUCCUCGCAAGGAGUCACUUAGAUACCCUAUGUUUAUUGUUUAUGAAACGUAACUCCGUAGAUGUAACUAUUUUGAGUGUUCAACUAAAUUGAAGCAUCACUUACAGUAUUAUAAGGAGGUUUGGCAUGUUAUGACAAAUAUUUAUUUGGGAAGUACAAUGAUACAUAUACGAGUAGAUCAUGAUCAGUCAUCGUUGAUGUUAUGUAUUUUCUAGUAAUAGGUUCGAGAAACCUGGAAUGUAAACAUGUAAUUAAAAUAUAUGUACAGCUGAAACUGCUGGUAUCAAAUACGUUCUUGCGCCAACGUCAUUGCGCGCGCGUUGUCGGUAGUAACAGAUAUAACGUUGUCGGGAUUAAUUUCGAAUUCUAUGCACAGAUCACGUAUAAAGUUGGAGACUGCUUCAGCCGUUUGCACAGGCUGUUCCCUGCAGGCUAACAGGCCGUUUUGUAUUUUGCCGUUCUUGACGUAAUGGACCGUCGCACUUCGAGAAACCUGGAAUGUAAACAUGUAAUUAAAAUAUAUAUGUACAGCUGAAACUGCUGGUAUCAAUACCAAAAUUUUUUUCUUACGGCAAUCCAGUAUUGAACUUUAUUAGAAAAGUAACUCAGGGAAUUGGGAUGAAACAGGAAAGACAAUUAGGAACCUGCCUAACCACACAGUAUACAAUUUACAUUUGAAGACACAUAUUUUGUAACAAGUACAUUUAUAUUUUGAAACCCACGUUUUGAUUGCGGGCACUCAGUUGAUUCAUGACCAUACUCAUGACAAUUGUAACAGCAGCGACCAGGGUUGGUACAAUUUUCGGCAUUAUGGAAGUAAUCUCCGCACUUUGUACACUGUACUUCUUUCUAUGGUUUUCAACUUUUUGAAUUGCUCAGUAGUAUACGAGUAUUUAUGCACAGUUGUGGUGGGUUUUUGGGAAUUUGAAGAUGGCGUAGAGUGGGUUGGAUUCUGUUUCACACGUUAUGUAUCUAGUGUUUCAUUGAUUCAUUUUUUCGUUUAUUUGGGGGUUGAAAUUCACUCGCUUGUGGUCCAGUUGGAGGAAAUUUUCCUUCACAGUUUGAAAAUCGAGCAUUUCGGUUUUCGAUGCUAUAUUAUUAUAAAGCGAAAAAUAGAUGGUCUUCGGGUCGUGAAUGCCAAUGAUUUUUAAUAAAAGUAGAGAUGUUCUAAAAUCUUGCGAAAAAACGGUGCCCAUGAUGAUGAAACUCGAUAAAUAAGGUAAUUAGGUAUAAUGUAUAGUAAAGGUCCCUAAUCCCGUAGGUAGGUAAGUAGUACCUAGGCGUCCGAAAGUUCUUAUCUUUCCUACUCUCAUGACUUAGGACCUCCAUCGAUUGAAAGUGCAAAUCUGUAAUAUGGUUAGACUAGUUGCUCAAUGCUCAUACUCGUAAUUGGGCGUAAUUCAGCACCUAUAUUACGUUGGCUAUGUUGUCUUUGGGUUGUCUGACCAAGAAUUUUUGAAGAAAAAAUUGCUGGUAAGGUUGGCUUGAGUGUUUGUUAUUUUUACUAAGAAUUUUGAAAGAUAAUCAGCAAUGGAUGAUUUUCUAUUGGAAAGUCAUUCAUUGGAUUGUUUGUGUAGAGUGAGAAAAAGAGAAAAGAAAAGGGAAAAAAAUAAAUGAAAAAUUUAAAAAAAGUUUAAAAAAAAAAAAUGAAAAAAGGUAAAAAGAAAGUUUAUCAGAGUUCGAUCGAUUUACUUGCAUACUUAAAUGUUUAAAAUCAAUCAUUUAAUGGUAAACAAAAUUUGAAAAAGUUGAAGAAAAUGAGAAAAUUUUUUUAUUUGAAAAAUCUCAAUUUUUCACUAAAAGUUUGGAAAAUUUGAGAAAAGAAGAAAGUUAAAAAAGAAUUGAAGAAAAAUGAAAUAUUUUUCUAUUAGAAAAAUUCUAAUUUUUUCAAGAAAUUUUGAAAAUUUGAAGAAAAGAAAAGAAAAAAAGGUUGAAGAAAAUGGAAUAUUUUUCUAUUGGAAAAAUUUUCAUAUUUUGCUCAGUUUCGAAAAUGUUUCGCAAAUGCAGCUUAUGUCUUCGUCGUUUUUACGAGUCUGUAGUAGUUGAGAGGCCUGGAUUAGCGGCUCUAAUUCGUUCAAAAUAGGCGUUGCCUGAAAAUAAUUGUACGUAGGUAUUACAUCCGUUUGUAAAAUACAUAUUUCGAAAUUAUGAUAAUAGGUAUGAGCUACCUAUGUAAUAUUUGCAAUAUUAUAAAUUAUACUUACAACGGUGUCAUUACUCGUAAAAUACUCCGAAUCUUUCAUCGCUUGUUUCAGUCGGUCCAAAUUAUACGUUAUUUGUAAUCCCUUCGCGGAAUUACAAUUAUCCUUAUUUUCAAAAAAAAAAUUUGGAAAAUGAUUUUUAUGGUAGAAGUCUUGUUUUCGUUUUUACCCUAUGUCAAUUCACACGCGAAAUAAGGACACACGAUAAAUUCGAAUACUUGAUUAUAAUUGUUGAAAAUAAUUAUAACAAGUCACACUUAAGUCUAAAAUAUAUAAAAAAAACUCUACACGUAUAACCAAGAGACAGAAUUUUAUUUUCUUGUCGAUGAUGUUAAGGAUUCGACAAGUUAUGUCGUACCCUAUCGCCAUCCCUAGAAUCAUGGUUACUGAGCGAGUAGGUAGCUUGGUCGCCACAAUUGAGGGUCGCUUUUUCGUGGCCGGAUAACGAAUAAAAAACUCCCAUAAUCCGGGCUUUCCUUAUAUCGCUGAUAACAUAUGAAACUUAGAAUAAUGCAGGAAAUUGGUCCAUGGAUAACUUCGAGGUAAUUACUUAAUUAUUUGGUUCGUGAGCGUGAUAUUGCUCUGAACCGAAAUCAGAAUUGAGGUUGCUAUCACAGUUUCAUCUUAUCGAAUUAAAAAAAUUAAACAAAAAUUAACACCCGAAUAUUGAAACAUAAGCAUAAAAAUUAAAUUCAAUAAACAAUGAACAAGAAUACCUUAUUAAUACAGGAACAAAAAUGAAAAUUUUGAAAAAAUAAAACAGAAGAAAAUGACCAAAACAGUCUCCACCAAGGCAAUUUUUAAAAAAUUGGAAAACUUUGAAGUCCAAGCACACGUGGUGCCUCUGAAAGUACUCUUACUGCAGACGUGCUGAGCUUGUAAUUAUGUGUCUGGUCGUCGUACCAAGUCAAUAAUGCGUGCAAUACGGUAUCGUAUUUACCUGCAUAACUUGUUGAAGACGAAGAGUGCAGACGCAGACUAUGUGCGUUAACCCGAGUGUAAAAACGAAAGCGUUCAACUAAUCGAUGAUGCGUAAAAAGAUGAAUGACAUUGGACUAGAAUGAAGCUACUGCUGCUGCCACCGAUCUGUUAUUUCCUCUUAAAUGCCUAUAUUUUUAUAUCGGAAGUGAACUGUUUUGUGAAGAAAAAUUCGCCCAAGUCCGAGGUCGAAUAUCUUCUUUUGGCCGCCAAUUAUUACCGCUCUCGGUAGACGGUCGUCGAACACCGCCUACGAGCGAAGUACUAAUUAGUACCUAUUAUUAUUAUUGGUAUAAAUUAGCGCGAUGAUAUCGAUAUCGCGAUAGAUGCUCUGGUAAUCAUUUUCGCGACACGACGUCUGGUUAUUUUGUUUUUCGCACUCGUGCUUUUUCAUAUUAUAAUACUCGAAUACAUUGUGUUUUACGCCAUUUGUAAUUGUUUCUUUUAGGCGUCGCCAUUGGCAUUGGCAUUAACGCCAUGGUGAGUAACCCAGUAGUGAUGGUGUGGGUCUGGGUGCGAUUGACCGAUGUAAAGUGGAUGCUGGAGCUGGGAAUAUUACACAUUUGCAUAGCUUGCUACGAGAUCAGCUUGGUAUUUCACCCUCACUGCUCGUGCUUUUUCAUCGUACUGCAGCUAUUUUAUUUAUUCCACGCUCUCGUCGUUGCUUUAACUUUGGUUUCGAGUAUGGUAGAUUGAGGUGAAGUUUUCACGUUAACAGGCUAAAAGUUUUUGCACUGCUUGACUCGGCGAAUGCUUGAUUGCAGAUUAUACGAAUAGAUUUGUGCCUCGACCAUGCUAUUGAAUUUGUACAUCAAUUUAUGUUUGGUUCAGUUGAAACGAGUUGCUACCGUAUCGUUAUUAUGUGUUGCCUUACAAACCGUCGCAACUGUAUUCGCACUGUCCGUAUCCCAAGCAGAGCAUAGUAGUAGUAGUGGCAGUAGUAAAGACAACACCACUAGCAGUAAAUCUGUCGCAGAGCAGCCUCUGCAUGGUAGUAGUAAUUCUUCAUCUUCUGUAUCAUCUACGUCGUCGUCUUCGUCAUCUUCAUCGUCACGAGGCGGAUCUUCGAAGCCGCCGAAAAAGCUCCCUUCCAAGAGUGGCAGCAGCAGUCGGGGUCGCAGUCGUAGCGGAAGCCCCGGGGGUGGUAAAAUAGCUAGAUACAGCAGUUUUGACAGCGACUUGGACUCGCUGUUGCCCAUCGGAUAUCGAUACAAGUACGCGUCCGAUUACGACAGUUACUAUUCGUCGUCGUACAGCUUCAUCGACCUCGACACGGACAUAGGUCUGGACUCGAUCGAUCUUCACGAACCGAUAUGGUUUCCGUUGCAUUACGACGUCGACCUGGAUCUAGACUUGGAUUUGGACGAUAUCGAUUUAGAUUUAGAUUUGCUCAAAUUGAAGUACGGCCUGUACGGUCUGAAUCACUACAGUUUGCAUAAUCCUCGAUUCAACGAUUAUCGAUUCCGUAGUCGAUAUCGUUCGCAUAGCAGACCGUAUUUUAGAGCGCAACACCGAUACUUGCCUCAGUACUGGAAACACGAUCUCGAUUUUUGGGGACUGGAUAAUUACGGAUUGGGUUUCGGCUAUGAUAAAUAUUUGUACCUGAAUUCGUUGUCGACGCCUACUAGCUAUUCUCACAUUAGUACAUUUUAGUAGGUAGAGGUACCUAUACCUACUACCUACCUACAGUCUACGAGUGCAGUACGUUCGAGUUUUCAUUUGCCAAUUAUCGAAGCUGUGCAAUUGAACGCUGCGUCAAGUUCCAAACUGACGUACCUUAUUGCGAUGCUCAAUAUUUUCACUGUUGAAAUGUCUGUACUUUCAUCGAUUAAUAUACUGUACGGCAUAUCUCCGAUGUCAUUCAAAAUUUCUUGGUGAAAAUGAGGUCCCCUUAUGUUUUUAAUAAUCUCGAAGCAUUUCGAUCUUUUCCGCGUGAUUUCUUUUUGAAGAUUGCAUUCGUUAUUCUUAUUCAUAAUACUUACUACUCAAGUAGUCAACAACACGUACUGGCAUGUGCUCGGCAAUAAAAAGUGACAAUUGAGCUUCGAUCUACCUACCCGAAUACCUACAUUCUACAGUCUUUCUUCACCCUGGACUUGAAAGUACCUAUGUACAUAUAUAACUAUCUGUAUAUUUGAAUGUUUCAUUUUUCCGGGUGUCAUGUCGGCUUUUCCGUUCAUCUUGGUUGAAAGUUGAAACCAAUGACGACACCUUGAAGCUUUCUUAAAGACUCGUGUAUGGUGUUUUUUUCGCGACAAAAUGAGAUGAAAAAACUGGAAUUGCUUAGAAACUAUUCAGACAGCAGGCACCCGGAUUUACUUUUUAAUUUGAAGAAGUGUUUUUGUACUCAAUCUCAAUAGAUAUGUAUUUUUUAAAAGUUAAAUCAAAAAAUAUACUUCGAGUAUUUACUCCUAACCAGAAUUACAUCGUUGAUGGUGUUGUUUCUCAUUUAACCCCUCAAAGAACUAAAAAUAUAAUUUAAAUUCAAAAACAACCAAGAACCACUCCACAGGUACUUUUCGACUUCGGUUAAAUUACCAAAGUAGCAUGGAUCUCCGGUUACGAGCAUUACCAUUAUUCAUGUAAUGAUUCACAUGUUCUUCAUUCAAGUUAAUUGCACGCUCGAAGGUUUUAUCUCGUACAAUUUUUAGUAGCAUUUAAAUCAAGCAAUCCAAGCGAUUAUUCUGACGAGAAUUUAAAUACCCAGUGUUUUAAGAGCUCUAGCCUCUAUGGGGAGAUUCAAGGACCAUCUGUUGGCGCAGCUCCGAAAAUAAUUACUUACUCUAACCAGUAAGAAUUUUAUACUUUUCCUGUGAAUUUGUAAUAACAUUGCAUUUGGUUAUCAUAGCCUCAUAGGUUUCACUUAUUCUGACAAUUUUUUUAAUUUGAUAUCUAAGAGCAUUUAUUUUCUGCUUACAUGCCUCCAACACCCACUUGGCCAAGUUUUCUGCCUGCGUAUGAGGGUUUUGUGUAUUUUCAUUUUUGUAUUUAUUUAACAAUGGAUUUUUGUAAGUUUCUAUGUAUAUCUGCUAUUUUAUUUGAUAAAUUGAGCUUAUAAGUGAUCUGUUUCGAUCACCGGAUGGAACUGAACUGCACUGGUUCUGAAACCGAACAGACGUUUUAGCUUUCUCAGUACAUACAAUAUUGAAUUACUUAUGUCCUACGUGGAAAAACGACUCGACUCGGGGGUUGCGAAUCCCCGAGCCGGCGAUUGCUCCGUGGAAAAAUCGAGUGUCUCGGAGAAUUCUGUUCUCCGAAGCAAAGACCUCGUCCACGGACACGCCGUCAGCUUAGCGGCCGAUGGCUCUGGCCAGCUUCUUCGCCACGUAGCGUUCGUGGAGCGAGUGCGCAGCUCGGGGAUGUUUUCUCGAUUUGUAUUGAAGAAAUUGCAAAUGUGUAUAGGUAUGGCCUGUAGACCUGCACAACUCUUCAAUUGUUGUUUGAACUCUACUUUUCCCAUGUUCAAAAUUCUGUACAUUUUAAAUGAAAAAAUUGAAAAUAUAAAAGAAAUAUUGUAAUAAAUAUUAAUUAAUUUAUUUUUAAAUUAAAAAAGUAUAACUUAAAUAUUUUAUUUAAACAAUAUAAAAAAUAAAAUAAAAAUAAUCUCAACUCUACUAGUGACUGGUUCAACUCUGCAAAACUUUCUGGCACAUUCCUUGAAUUGUCGAAUUGUCAAUCACACCAAAACUUACACUAAGACUUGGAGAUUGAGAUGGAGCAGCAUCUGCAUUCAAUAAGCCAAAUUUUGAUGGUGUAUUUGAAGGAAAUGAAGUUUUUCUCAAUUUCUCGCAUUUUUUCUUGUAUACACAUCUAACUUUAAGCUUUUUUAGUGAUGGAUUACUUCUAUAAUAAUUUAUUUUUUAGUUGGUUCAAUGAGGUUCUCAAGUUUGACUAUAAUGACGCAUUAUUGCAUACUUAAGCCUUGAUGCAAGGAUUUGCUGAUAGGAUUUUUUUUUCUUAUGGAGUCUCUGUGCUUUGUUCAAAAUGUUGUAUGAUUCAUCAUAACAUUCAAGUUUUUUAGCUUUUGCUGUUACUCCACAUUUUCAAACUUGAAUAAUUUGCAAAGUUAUUUUGCAUUGAAUUUUUUUCUUUAGACAUGUUUUUAAAAUCAGAUUUAGCUUGCUUUCGGUGGCAUUCUUUCUUUCUUUUAGUAUGUAUUACAUAUUUAUACAUGAAGUUCCACUUUUUCUUUUGACUCCUUGUUUACCUGUGCGUGGUAUUUUUGAAAUCUUUUUGUUGCUUUGCACAGGCAUGACUUUUUGUUGAGUAAUUUCAUUGUAGCUACUACUACUGAAACUAAGCAUGUAAUCUUCCAAUAAGCGAUUUUUUACUGGUUGCCUCUUAGGUAAUUUUUCUUACCAACAACGGUCUUCACGUCGAGUACUGUCAGGAGUUCAUUGGGCUUCGGUUUGGUUUCUGUCCAUAUUGUUUUAUAGUGUGCCGGAAUCAUUACCUUAUCGAAAUCUCUGCCCUGGUAGGAAAAGUCGAUUGUUCUGCUGUUCCUGUAAGUACCUCUAAGAAAAUGCCAGCGCAGGGUUAUUCCUUCGAAG
Messenger RNA from Planococcus citri (citrus mealybug), 15659 nucleotides. RefSeq lists its product as uncharacterized. The record is from RefSeq and is a predicted model, not a curated record. Bases 11902 to 12762 code for a protein of 286 amino acids. Lineage: Eukaryota; Metazoa; Arthropoda; Insecta; Hemiptera; Pseudococcidae. The transcript has 2 exons.